AUGAGAUCUAAAGAAAAGUAUUUAGGUUCUCUUUUACUACUGGGUCAUUCUAAGCAAGAAGCUUUUAAAUCUAUUCAAGAAAGCUUUGAACAAAGGUUAUCCACUUAUAAUUCUGUAUCUUUAACUCAGGCAGGGAGGUCUACUAUGAUUAAACAUGUGCUUAAUUCAGUUCCAGCUUAUCAAAUGGGUACAUUCAAGCUACCAAAUCAUCUCAUCAACAAAUUGACUGCUAUUGAAAGACAUUUCUUUUGGGGACAUAAAUCCAACAAGGGUUCCAACCCUCUGGACUGGCUCAAGAUCUGUAAACCAAAAGACAUUUGA
Molecule: messenger RNA, 321 nt
Organism: Papaver somniferum (opium poppy)
Lineage: Eukaryota; Viridiplantae; Streptophyta; Magnoliopsida; Ranunculales; Papaveraceae
Exons: 1
Coding region: 1-321 (106 amino acids)
Source: RefSeq, a predicted model, not a curated record